Messenger RNA from Fraxinus pennsylvanica, 2274 nucleotides. NCBI's taxonomy places the organism in Eukaryota, Viridiplantae, Streptophyta, Magnoliopsida, Lamiales, Oleaceae. The record is from the annotation of a GenBank genome assembly.
AUGGAAACGAGGAGUUGUAGGAAUACAUAUUUUAUCCAAGCCGCAAGGAGUGGUUUGGUGAUGAAAGUCCGGAAUAUAGAUACAUACGGAAAGCCAGCUCUUGUAUUCAAGAGUCUAAAGGAUAUAUAUGAAGCUGAAGACACCAGAAGACUUAUAAGACCUACAAGUAAUUCACGGGGUAAAUGUGCAGAUUCAGUGUUAGACAAAUGUGAAACCCCAUGUUUAUCUGUGGUAGAUAGAAUAUUAAAGGAAACAAAACCAGAAAUAGACAAGUUGGUUCCCUCUGGUUAUGAUGAUGAAAUGAGCAGUGAUCUUGAUGCCAACAUGACUUUAAACCAGCUAAGGAAAAGGUGUAAAACAAAGAAAAGAAAAUUUGAAAGCUUUACUGAUGAGGAUUUUAACCAAGCUGAGGAAACUAAAAAGCUCAUGGAAGAAGGAUCGGAUCUUAAUGAACCGAUCAUUAGCUGGAAGUCAAAGCUUUCAAAGAUUUCGAAGGCUAAAAAGAAGUGUAUGAAAAGAAGUGUGGUUGCCUCUACUGAAACUUCCCUUUCUAUUACAUCUGAACAGAAUCUAGUUUCUCCAGCUUCUGACCUAAUUCUUUGCGAAUUACAUCUGCCCCUUCCUGUAAAACUUGAGGUUCCUGAACCUGAGUACGUAGGAUUGCAAAGCAUAAAUUUUUCUGAUGAGUUAUCAAUUAGCCAUAACGAGGAUUCACAUAACGGUGUUGUGGCUUCAAAUGAAACCUUGAAAAUGGUUGAUCAUGAAAGCUGGGAACUGAGGGUUGCAGAAGAAAGCAAAAACUGUUUCACCAAUGAAGUUUCCUGUGAGCAUUUGGAGCACAUUGUGCCUAUUUCUAUGCUCACAACAAUCGAUGAGAAGGAUGUGAUGUUAGAUAAUUCAGAAAUGAAUUUCCUAGAGUUUUUGGUCCUGUCUCCUUCAGAAAAUGAAACCGGGGACAUCAUAGAGCACGAUCUUUCUUGUGGAGUUUUGUCUCCUGGGGAUCAAAGUUCAGAUCUGUGUAGUCACUCCCAAAGUUGUUCUAAUACUGAAGAGAUAUCAGGGAAAAUGAUUGUGACUUCUAGAGUUCUAGUUCCUGACACUACAGUUGACAAUGAUGUUGGCUGCAUGGAACUUCAUCAUGGAGUUGAUGUUCAGCUCUUUGGGGAUAAAGCUAAAGAAGAUCUGCCCUGUAAGCAAGAUGAUCCUGUAACUGAUCCUGAAAAGCAAUGUGGCUCAUCUUGGAAACCCAAAGUUUCCGUCGAGACAAAUGACCACAUAGUUUCUGCGAAAGAUAUCAUAUCUCCCGAGGAAAAGCCGUUAUCAUCUGCCAUACCAAGAAAUGGCUCGAUCUCCGAGAAUCAUCUGGAGGAUGAGGUAUCAAUUUAUAAGGAAAAACAAACUCCAACAGCUCCAAGUACUGUUGGAGAAAGAAAGUCAUCCUUAAAGGACCAAACCUGUGUUGAUGAGACACUCUUAACGCCAGAGCUCCAUCAAACUCCUGAAAGGCUCUUAUCAACACGAAAGGUCAUCUCUCCAUCUUCUCAAGAAAGACUGUGCUGGGCUUUAAAUUCAGUUAACCUGAGCAACGACGUUGACCAACAUAUCGUUCCAGAAUGCGCGGGGAAGCUGUGGUUUGAAAAACAAUCUGAGAAUAAGGCUUCAUCGGUGGAAGCAUAUAUUCAGCAUCCUAAAAUGACUGAAAACCACGGAGGCCAUGUGCAAGUUAGCCAGAGAAAAGUCAUUACAAACCACGGACAGAUCUUUAAAAAAUCACAGAAAUACAAAGGCAAUCUUGAGGGUCCUCGUUUUUCCCGGGCCCCACCUAACCUCAGCACCGCAUGCACCUCCACUACAAGUUGUUCUGAAAGUGCUAUUGCAUUCUCACAGCAGCAAAUGCAUGACACAGAGUCUCUUGCAGUGAAGCUACUGAAUGAGUUGAAGUGCAUGAAGGACUUUGUAGAAGAGAAAUUGCUUUUUGAAGCAUAUCGCAAGAAUUCCUUGAAAAAUGAUGCAGACGAGGUUAAAGCAGUGAUCAAUAAUGCCACAAAAGUUGAAGAAACAUCAAGGAAGUGGUUAUCCAUGAUGGCCAGAGAUUGCAACCGCUUUUGUAAAAUAAUGAAGUUGACCCAGAACAAGGUUCCUGCUUCCAAGAAUGCAGUCCCUAGAGAGAGGAAAAAGAUUAUGUUUGCCGAUGAAGCCGGUGGAAAGCUCUGUCAUGUCAAGUUUAUUGAAGAUGACGUGACUUGCCAAGUUUCUGACAGCAAAAAACUGUAA